CAUAAAAUAAGUGAUGAGGAUCUAUACGCGUACCAGGCACGCACUUCAUGGAAAAUGAUGAGUACAUUGUUGUCUUCUCAUUUGUUUACACUGAAAUAAUAUUGGCACAAAUAUCACGUCACAACUUUACGCACCCAUAAAAAAGCUGCUCAGAUAUCGGGAAAACAUAACGCAAACCAAUUUGUUUCGAGGUAAUAAAAAACAAGAACAGAUAAUUUUUUUGUAAAUAUCAAAGCAGAAAAUAAGCCGUUGUGUGUAGAGAAGAGAUCAAUGGGCAGCAAGGUAGAGAAAUGCAGCGAUAGCAGCGGUUCAAACAGCUCGGAGAGAGAGGAGGAGCGCACACGCGUGACGCAGACGUCGCUGGUGCUUUGGCACGCGCGCCACAAUGAUGUAAUUUCUCUGAAGAAGCUGCUUGAUCAGAACCCUGGCCUUGUUAGCGCUCAGGAUUAUGAUGGCAGGUCUCCUCUGCAUGUGGCCGCCCUCUAUGGCUGCCGUGACGCUGUUCAAUGUCUCCUCGCCCAUGGCGCCAAUGUUAAUGCCCUCGAUCGCUGGGAGAAUUCCCCACUUGCAGAUGCCGAGGGCAAUAAUCAUACUGAUACGGUUGAACUUUUGAAAUUGCAUGGAGGCAAGUCAUUGGGAAACCAUGGUAGCCGAUUUGAGGCCAAAACAGUUGCCCCUCCUCGUCCGCACAGCUGUGACUGGGAAAUUGAUCCUUCUGAGCUGGACUUCUCAAAGAGUGUUAUCAUUGGAAAGGGAUCCUUUGGAGAGAUUUUGCAAGCAAAUUGGCGUGGUACACCAGUUGCAGUAAAGAGAAUUUUGCCUUCUCUUUCGGAUGAUAAGUUGGUCAUUCAGGACUUCAGACAUGAGGUUGAUUUGCUAGUGAAGCUACGGCAUCCUAACAUUGUCCAGUUUCUUGGUGCAGUCACAAAGAAGCCUCCUCUUAUGUUGAUCACUGAGUACCUUCGUGGGGGUGAUCUUCAUCAGUUUCUUAAAGAUAAAGGUGCAUUGAGUGCAUCAACUGCAGUUGGCUUUGCUCUGGACAUAGCAAGGGGAAUGGCCUACCUUCAUAAUGAACCCAAUGUCAUUAUUCAUCGUGACUUAAAGCCAAGAAAUGUACUACUGGUGAAUCAAAAUCAUUUGAAGGUUGGGGAUUUUGGCCUAAGCAAAUUAAUCAAGGUGAAGCAUGCUCAGGAUAUGUACAAAUUGACUGGAGAAACUGGAAGCUACCGUUACAUGGCCCCAGAAGUAUUCAAGCAUAGGAAAUAUGAUGCAAAAGUUGAUGUAUUCUCCUUUGCAAUGAUUCUUUAUGAGAUGUUUGAAGGAUAUCCACCUUUUACAAGCUAUGAUGCAUAUGAAGCCGCAAAGAUAGUGGCCAAAGGGGACCGACCACUCUUUCGGGCAAAAACUUACACUCAAGAGAUAAAAACGUUGAUUGAGGAGUGCUGGAGUGGCAACAACGAGGACAGGCCUUCUUUUUUGAAUAUUCUUAACAGGCUUGAGAAAAUCAAGGAAACAUUAUCUUCAGAUCAUCAUUGGCCUUUCCUGCAUCAUAAUUGAGUAGUUGUUUAUGUAUCCUUAAAUGCUAUGGUAUGGUAUGAUGGGCAACAGUGCUGAGGGUCAAAUUUAUCGUUCAGCAAUUGUGAUCUCUUGGAUUACAGCAUUCAAGGAUUUCAAAAUUCUUGCUAUAAAUUCUCUAACCUUUAAGUCCAAAUGUUUUGUAUCCAUGACACUCACCUGUUCACAUGUUUGAUUUAUCAUGAAAGAGAAUGUUGUUCUAUCUUACAAAACACUAAUGUAUCAGUAACUAACACAGUCAUUUCCAGGUGUCUUUAAUUUGAUUGCAGAAGACUUAAAAUGAUACAUAAGCUCUUGAGCUGCUGUAAAUUAGCGUCAACUCACAUUUCCUUUUUCCAGUGCCAUCUUAGACACUGUGACAAAUGUUUGAUAUCAAAAAGCUCUAAACAUUAAAAAGUU
Molecule: messenger RNA, 1974 nt
Organism: Cryptomeria japonica (Japanese cedar)
Lineage: Eukaryota; Viridiplantae; Streptophyta; Pinopsida; Cupressales; Cupressaceae
Product: serine/threonine-protein kinase VIK
Exons: 11
Coding region: 271-1557 (428 amino acids)
Biological process (GO): protein phosphorylation
Molecular function (GO): protein kinase activity; protein binding; ATP binding
Source: RefSeq, a predicted model, not a curated record